This is a messenger RNA of Anastrepha ludens (Mexican fruit fly), 4438 nucleotides long. RefSeq names its product irregular chiasm C-roughest protein (gene rst). The coding region runs from base 1379 to 3910 and encodes 843 amino acids. The record is from RefSeq and is a predicted model, not a curated record. The transcript is spliced from 9 exons. Gene Ontology annotation, molecular function: cell adhesion molecule binding. Gene Ontology annotation, biological process: cell-cell adhesion. NCBI's taxonomy places the organism in Eukaryota, Metazoa, Arthropoda, Insecta, Diptera, Tephritidae. Gene Ontology annotation, cellular component: cell-cell junction.
GGCGUACGUUUCGUUGUGUUAUAUCUACGCGUGUUAACGGUUGGACUCGACUCGUUCAUUCGUCGAUUAUUUUAUAAACUAGUGCGUUUUUAAAUGUACGGCUAUUGGAUAAAAGAGUUAUUCUUUCGCGUUGAAUGGUAACAGUUGUGAACUUCUUUAUGAAACGCUCAUCAAAUUUGUGUUUUAAACAAAGCAUAUGAAAAGUGAAAAUUUUCCAGCUGAUGUGGAGUCAAGUGCGGGUAUAUGCAUACAAGGGAGUAACUUGCAAGUUGGAUUACUUUCAUGAAGUACUUGAAAUAAAAGGCAUUUAAUUUUUUGAGAAUUUUUACAGUAAGAAAUUUCUUACUAUUCAAUACAUGUGAAUUUGCUACGAAUUAUUAUUCAAGAGUUAAGAAAAACAUAAGCACAAUCUCACAGGAUUUCAGUACAAUUAUAGAGGAAAAGUCGUGCAACAAAAGGCAUAGUCCAAACAACUUGGAAGACUUAACUUCACAUUCAACACUAUAUGGAUAAGCCCGACUACUAAAAUCAAGCUGAACGGUUCGUGGCGAGAUACUAAAAAGUGAUGAAUAUCUUAAUAGCUGGAAGUAAACAAACAAAAACAACAAAAAAGUAUUGUGUUAGCGAAAGAGUGAAUGAAAAGUAAAUAACAGUCCAAUUUACAACGCUUUCCUCAACAGAAAUAAACAAAAAUGAAGUUUUAAACAAAAAAAUGGUUAAUAAAUAAUUGGGAAUAUUAAAAAUAUUAAAUGCAAAUUGUGCAUAAGUAAGAUAAAGAGCAGAAAAUAUGAGAAACGAAAGUUAAAAUACAAAUUUUAACAACAACAAUAAAUAUGUACAUAUGUAUGUGUAUGUAAUUAACGAUGAAUUGAUUAAAAGAAACUAGUUAUUGCUGAUGAUGAUCAAUGUUAGUGCGCUCUUUAUAAAAGCUGAAACAAAGAACGACCUUUAAAAAAAGCGAGUGAAUCACCGUACUUGAAUACUUCAUAAAAUCAUUUUAUUAAAAGUGAAAAAAUAUAUAUAUUCCCACUUAAAUCUUGAAAAUGAAGUGUGUUUAAAAAAGUAAUAACAGGAGUGCUUAACAUUUUCUACCUAAAAAAUAUCUCUAUUGGCCUAAGUGGCACAACUCUACCACACGAAGUCACACACACCUAUUAAAAGGAUACUUGGAUGUAAAUAUUUUACACGAUGGAAUUUAAAGCGAACCCUUAGGCCAUAUGCUGCCAUUUUGCGGAUAGCACAGCGUUAAGUGGCACUCUUCUAAUCGGCUUAUGGCUAUGUGGCGCCUAAUUUAAAUCAUUAAAUUAAGCAUUGAAAAGUAAUAAAUCGAUACGACUUUCGUGCGCAUCCAUCAAACAUUUUGCGUCGCGUCAAGUAAAUGCUUUCGAAGCGUCAUCGACAACAAAACCAACAAACCAAAUUUGUAUCAAACACGCAUAACAACAGUGAAACGCACGUCUCAGUCAUGCAGUACAACACAUUCGCUUCAACUUCACCUGUCAUACCCUUGCAUCGCUCACCUGUGGCUACAGCGACGUCAAUGGCGUUACUCAAAAGCCUGCGCAGUUUACGGCAAUUGCUGCUGCCACUCAAUAUCAUCGUCAUCAUCACCUUCGCAUCGUCGACGAUCAGCAUGACGCAGGCUAAGCACCUGUCAGGCAAUGACAUGGUUAGCAGCGACGUCGUGACACUCGACGAUGUCGCAUAUUCCGCCUCUAUGCCAUCAGUCUCCUCCUCCUCAUCCUAUUACGGCGCUUAUCAGAAUCAACGCUUCGCUAUGGAGCCACAAGACCAAUCGGCUGUGGUGGGUGCUCGUGUAACGUUGCCGUGUCGCGUCAUCAAUAAACAGGGAGUACUGCAGUGGACCAAAGAUGAUUUUGGUUUGGGCACCUCGCGGGACUUAAGUGGUUUUGAGCGCUACUCCAUGAUUGGCAGUGAUGAGGAGGGCGACUAUUCGUUGGAUAUUUAUCCGGUGAUGUUGGACGAUGAUGCGCGCUAUCAAUGUCAAGUGAGUCCAGGUCCAGAAGCUCAGCCGGCCAUUCGUUCUACGUUUGCGACAUUAACGGUGUUGGUGCCACCAGAGGCGCCAAAAAUUACCCAAGGUGAAGUGAUCUACACGACGGAGGAUCGAAAAGUGGACAUUGAAUGUGUGUCGGUGGGCGGCAAACCAGCAUCGGAGAUAACGUGGAUUGAUGGACUUGGAAACGUUAUAAUGAGUGACAUUGACUACACUACGCUGCAGAUGCCGGAUGAGCGACGCUUCACCGCUCAAUCGACAUUGCGGUUGACACCGAAAAAGGAACAUCACAAUACGACAUUCACAUGUCAGGCGCAAAACACGGCGGAUCGCACAUAUCGGUCGGCGAGGAUACGUGUGGAGGUAAAAUACGCACCAAAAGUUAAAGUGAGCAUAAUCGGCGGUGCGUUGGAGGAUGGUCGUAUACCGGAGUUUGCACAGGUGCGAUUGGAGUGUAAAGCGGAUGCCAAUCCCAGUGAUUUGCGUUAUCGUUGGUUCAUCAACGAUGAACCAAUUGUUGGUGGGCAAAAAACCGAAAUGGUCAUUCGCAAUGUCACCCGUAAAUUCCAUGACGCCAUCGUCAAAUGUGAGGUACAAAACACCGUGGGAAAGAGUGAAGAUAGUGAAACGCUGGAUAUAAGCUAUGCUCCCUAUUUUCGUCAGCGCCCACAGUCGAUCGAAGCAGACUCAGGUACAUUAGUAUCACUAAGUUGCGAAGUGGAUGGUAAUCCAACGCCAGAUAUUGUAUGGAUCCAACAUCCAAGUGACAGGGUUGUUGGCGUCAAUUCUAAUCUCACCUUCACCGUUAGCAACGAGACUGCCGGUCGUUACUAUUGCAAAGCAAACGUGCCUGGCUAUAAGGAGAUCACCAGCGAUGCGUAUAUUUACUUAAAGGGCUCGCCCACCAUUUACUCUCCGGCCUACCAAUUUGGCUGGGUGGGUGAUACGGCGCGUAUCGAAUGUUCGGCUACUUCGGUACCUCGUGCACGUCACGUCUCUUGGACUUUUAAUGGACAUGAAAUCAGCGCUGAGUACGGGCACGACUAUUCAAUAUUGGUGGAUCCGGUGCCGGGUGGUGUCAAAUCGACUCUGAUCAUUCGUGACAGUCAAGCCUAUCAUUAUGGCAAAUACAAUUGCACUGUGGUGAAUGAUUAUGGCAACGAUGUGCUGGAAAUCAGUCUACAGGCGCAAAAAACCAUAUCGCCCAUGAUGAUCAUCAUCGGGGGUACCUCAGUCGUCGGCUGUGCCAUGAUUCUCAUAAUUAUCAUCAUCGUCUACUUUAAAUGCAAGAAGCGCACCAAACUUCCACCGGCCGAUGUAAUCAGCGAGCAUCAGAUCAGUAAAAAUGGCGGUGUAGCUUGUAAAAUGGAAGCCGGCGAUCGUACUUCCAAUUAUAGCGACCUCAAAGUGGACAUUUCCGGUGGUUAUGUACCCUACGGCGACUACACCACACACUAUAGUCCGCCGCCGCAAUACCUCACCACCUGCUCCACCAAGUCGAAUGGCAGCUCGACUAUACUACAAAAUAAUCACCACAAUCAUUUACAACAACAACAUAUGCAGCAAACACUACAACACCAUCAACAAACUCCACCACCACAAACAGUGCCAAUGAGUUUCCUAUCGAACGGCAGUGCGAGCGGCAGCCUCACGAGUAGUAUCGUCGGUUCACGCGAAAUACGUCAGGAUAAUGGUUUGCCGAGCUUACAAUCGACAACAGCGUCAGUGGUGAGUUCGUCGCCAAAUGGUAGUUGCAGUAAUCAGAGCACAGCGACACAUGUCAUCUCCAGCUCAGUGGCGAUGAGUGUAGAUCCACGGUACAGCGCCAUUUACGGCAAUCCAUAUUUGAGAUCAUCCAACUCGUCGUUACUGCCGCCACCAACAGCGGUUUAGGGAGUGAACAGCGUAAGUGGUUGGAAAAUGCUGACGAUGGUGUAAGUGUAAGGAAAGACUCAUACAAACAACAUAAAUAGUCGCGUAGAAUUCAAAGACUGAUCUCAAAAGCAUUAAUAAUUGUGUGAACGGCGCGCAAAUCGAUCGCAUUACCCUCUAGACGCCAGGUAAGGAUUAGGAUUUUUAGUUCAAGAAUAUAUGUAUUUGUAUUGUGAACAGCCAUGCAAUUCGUAUUGAGCAACUAGUUAAAAAAAACGUGUUAAUAAAAAAUUUUAAAAAUAUGAUUUUAAUGGCAAGAAGUAGUUUGGUUCAAGCAAACAAUUGUAUCACUUUUUGCAAUCGUUGAGCUUUGUUGGUACUUUAUCGUUCAGAUUUUUCAAGUUUUAAGGUUAUACAAAUCUCCACAAAAUUAUUUAAAAAAUUUUCGAAAAUACAUAAAUAUCGCAUUAGUACUCUACUUAAAACAUGACUCAAAUCAACUCGGCUGCUUUUAAAAGCUUUUCAUUUUAUACUGCGCAAGGGCGUUAA